Penicillium digitatum Pd1 is the source of this 648-nucleotide messenger RNA. RefSeq lists its product as uncharacterized. Lineage: Eukaryota; Fungi; Ascomycota; Eurotiomycetes; Eurotiales; Aspergillaceae. The record is from RefSeq and is a predicted model, not a curated record.
AUGCCGAGUGUUAAACCCAUCCUUCCUCCUCUCAAAACGCCAAAGACUGAGAUUUUCCCAUCGCAACUUCACAAUGGAUCCAGUGUUUCCGACUACAUCAAGCGGGAGGAUCAGUCGACUCCUAUUACACCCCCGACAGCCUACACGGAAUUUCUCAAGGCCCUCACACCCGUCUUCACCGGCCCUAUGAGUGCUGGACUCGGCUUUCCCAAGUAUGACAAAGCCUCCACCACUACGUCACCCACCUCUCAACCCGCGAGCGCAUUCAGUGGGUCGACGUUCAGCGAUUUGGUCAGAUCCCCGACUAUAUCUUUGCCACCACCUACCCCAAACUCGGCGGCACCAUCUCGAAAGAGUUUCCAUGGUCGCCGCCUUCGCAUCCAAUCGUCGCUAAAGUUCUCGCCGAGCUCGGACUCCCCCCGAAGCGCAACGCCCUGGAGCGCAGCGACACCUAAGAGUGCGACGACUCUUCGGUCACCCUUCUUGCCGUCAGACUGGACUUUACGCUAUUACGAUUCGCCCCGCAGUGCGAAGCCUGUUAGCGUGAAGCAGGUUGUAACGCGUACAGUGACCUACAAACGUACUCAGCUUGAAGCCCCGCCGAAGGGAAAGCGGCGCAAGUGUCGGGAAGCCAAGGAAGUUGAUUGA